CUUCUCGAAUAGAAAUGGUUCUUUGAUCUUAAGUCUCUUUCUGCUUAAGAGAUAUUUUAAGUGAGAAUUUUCACAAAAGCCUUGUACAAGUUCGCUGAGCCUUUCAUAAGAACGACGACAAGAGAUAGAAUUGUCUAUGGUAAAGUCGGGAGUUUUUGUAUCUAUUUGGGUGAAGGCCCGGAAUAUUUCUCGUCGAUUGAUUUUGUCGAUAUUGAGGAUUGAGAGCCCGCUAGUUUUUAAUUCAAAGGCAUAUUCGUAUUUCGUAAUUAUUUAUUACAACAAACAUCCGUCAAUUAUUUGCCAACCAUAAUAACUUCCAAAUACUGUCCUUGAGCCUUAGCGGUUACAUUGGCAUUUGCAAGCAAGGUACUCUGACUAACGUAUUCCACAAUAUUUCCACGAGCAACUGCCGGGCUUGGUGCCUCACAAGGUAGUGUACAUUGUAGCUGAAGGCGAGACAAUUUUCCAUCUUUACGGCAUUUAGAUGUACAUGCGUACCCACCAAAAUCGGCACUUGGGAAAUUUUUCAAAAUUGAACAUAAUGCAGCUAUUGGUUCGGUGAAUGGUGUGAGAUUUGGAUUGUCGUCUGGAUUCGCGGGACCAAGUAGGACAAAUGUUAACAAAUCAUAUUGAUGGACGCACACAUGCGUCACACUGCGGAGCCAAUUCUUAUGGUUGACAUAAUCGCGAAUGCAUUUGCAAAGUGUAUCUAUGGUGAGGUGAAUUUGUUUUUAACUUGAAGAUUUCGAUUUUAUACGCAACACGCUGAGGUGCAUCACCUGCAUUUUCGCCUUGUGCAACAGUCGCAGUGAAACGAAUGUCCCAUCUGCUAUAUUCGUCUUGACUGACGGAUACAUCGCAUCUAUGACUACAAACUUUGCCAAUCAUGAAAUAAUUUGCCAUAUUCGCAAACAGCUCAAUUUCAGGAUCGGUUUUAUGCAUAUUGUGUCCAUACAACAGGAAACUAAUCGCAAAGAAUAUUCGAAGUGUUAAUUUAGUCAUCUUCUGCAAGUUGCUUGCUUCGUACUGAAAAUUCCUAUGUGAACAGCCAUCAAUAAAUCUAAAAAUCACGACAGUGUUUUCCGUCACCUUGGCCAACUGCAGAACAUCAAAGUCGUGAAUGUUGUGACUUUGACGAUUCUUGCAACGUCCAUGUGUUUCUGAUGGUCAUGAAAAUACAAUUUUAUGAGCGAAUUCGUGAUAUCUUUCGUACAACAUUGUCAUAGUCACAGAGGCGAAUUUCUGAUAUUUUAGAAAAUCAAUUGUCAGCGUUCAGUGGUUGAAUCACAUUCUAGCUGGUUACCCAAUACAAUCACUCGAUUGGAACGGAGGCUUUAAAAACUUAGGGCACUUGAAUGUUAAACAAACUACUCGGAACAGUACACGAGCGCAGCGAACUCCCUUUCCCGGUUUUUCUUUUCGCUAGAGUCAUCAAAACAAAAUGCUAUGUAAUUUACCCCUCUGAAUUUUCGACCUGUCCUUAACUUGUUUUCUUUUUACACGAAUGCAUCCCUGUUGAGUGAUGCUACUAAGCAAAGUGUGCAUAUAAGAGACAAUUUUUUUUUUGAUAUUGGUUUAUUCGGCUACGAUUCGCCGACGAUACCUCCAUUAAAUUUUUGUUGCUGCCUCGAAUGUUCAACAUUUAACUUUCGCUAGAGAAAUAAAUUCUAAAAACAAAAUGUCCACGAUAAACGGAAAUGGUGUGAGUCCAGUAGCUAUCAUCAACAGUCAGAAUGUUCGAAUGAAUAAGGAAAAGGAUUGGAACGACUCAUCCGGACCAACUAUAAAAUAUACCAGCUUCCCAAGCUUUUUUCAUUAUCCAACGGAUUGGACCAAUACUCUGAGUCCAGAGGAACAACGAAAGGGAUUCGUAGAGCCCCAUGGCUAUAUUUCGCGAGUGAAUGUAAGAGAUGGGGUGAUUGGAGAUGCCUGGAUGAAAUUAGACAGUUCGUCACUGAACUCGAGAUUGGACCUUAAAGUCCUCUCUUCCGUUCGAUCGUCAGUUUCACCAAUUAAAGGAAAUGUCUAUUGGUGCGCUGAAGACAAAUUGGGCAGUUUGACAGCAGAAGACGAUCGCCUGUGUUCACUCAAAAAUUACAUUCCAGAUCGACAUAGGGACAAACCUAUUCUUCAGCUUUCACCUAUCGGAAGGCACUCGGAAGAAGUUGGAUGUUAUGCCAAUGUGUGCAUAGACAAUUCCUUUAUAACACAUGUUCCAUACAUGGGAGUCAAAGAAGUUGAAAUCAUUUACGAUGUUUUGGUUGGCAGAGAAGGUAGUGGAGAAUGGGUAGAAAGAGAUUUGAAGAAAUGGUGCAAAAACGAGUCACUAUUGGAAAAACAUCUUACCUUCGGUCGGUUCAUUGUACUUCCGGUAAAAAUAUUCGUUCCAGCGGAACUGUCUUUGAUGUGGAAUGACACUUUUGCGGCACGUUUAACGAGUUGGUUUUCAGAUAACCUUAGCAGCAUUGAGGACGCUGAUGAUUUAGUGGGUAUAGUCUACAUAACAGAAGGGAAAAUUUGCAUCAACAUCAAAUCGUCAGGACUUAAACCGUUCCAUUUAAGCGAAAUAGAACUCGGUCAAAUCUCGACUGAAACUACAAAAUCUUGGCCAGCUCACAUAUUAAAACAUCGUAUUCUACUUGUUGGUGCUCCAUCUGUAGAUAGUCUGAAACCAAGUCCCAUUGCCGAAGUGAGAAUGCUGCAAACCGAAUUGGCUAAGUACACAUCUACCCUUCGACAAAUCGAUCAAAUUAAAGCCAUGGGAAUUUGGUGUUUUGAGCGGGUUAUUCAAAUGUACACGGCACAGCGAGAUGGCUUCACUUCGGAAUCGUCUCCAUUUGUAGUACACAAAGUGGACUACUCGAAAGUCUUUCGCCCCAAACCGAACGACAUCCAAGAAGACAUGUGCAAAGGAUCUGGUCUGCCAAUCGUAAAUGGAAAUCCACAAUACGAUGCCAUUUGCGAUGGUCUCUUGCUGAAGGGAAUUUCUCGAUCGCCGAUGAAUAUUGCAAAUUCACUUCAAUACAAUCGCUUUGUUUUUGGUAAAGAUCUGGGAACACCGUUGUCUGUUGUUGAUUCUCUAUUCCUUUUCGAUUAUGGCGGUGACUGGACAAUGCCAACAGUUCGGACGUGGCUGUACGGACUCGGAUGUAAAAUAGCUGAAAUUCAUGCUGUCGGUUCGAAUGGAGAAAAGUCUCUUAUUGAAGCAACCGUUCUGAGCUACGAAACUAUCAGAGCUAAGAAAAGAUAUGAAGAUUCCAUGCGUCGGUCGAACGUUAAAUUGGAGUACGUUUGUGUUUGGAAAGACUUUAAGGAAUUGCUUCACUAUCGUAUUCUGGAUGCUGUUUUUGUGAAAUCAACAAUACUGAGUUCACUUGAUGAAGAGGGCUACUAUGUCGUUGGAUUUGCCACGGUGGUACACGAUCUCGGUGAUUAUGGCUAUGACAUCAGCAUCUGCGAAUGCUCAGGAAUGUUAUAUACAUUAGGUGCAGUCGAUGGUACCUAUGAGAGUAUCGAACAUGCGUACGCUGUAACGCUGGCAGGUAUUCGUUACGUUUCGAAAGUUCAUAGAUACACCGUUAGCGGACUCACACUAGCUUCAACGCACUAUUGGCAAAUAUGUAACGGCCGUCACCGGUUCUUGAACUGUGCUAUGAGUGUGGCAGAACAUAGGCACCCGAAACAAUUGCCGGUUAACGGAACACUUUUGGAUACAAUUUGCAACAGAAAGCGGGAAGAGUAUUUGAUUCCGUCGCCGGAACAUGAUCACGAUACGUGCGUUCGAAUUUAUACGAGCCUAAGUGUAAGAUGUAGCGCCCGUGGACAUGCAUUCCCAACACUUCUGCGGGCACUUGUCGCUCGGCCAUAUGAAAGAAUUUACAAGAAAACGUUGGAUAAAAUCGAUGAUCUUGCGGAAGUGGACUGUAUGUCAAGCAUAUUCGAUUGCGUUUGUGUAGAUGCUGCGGAUGAUGCUAUCGAUCUACUAUGGGACAUUGCAUGCUUUAUGUGGGACGAGACGGCGAUAAUGUGGCAUACAUUAUUGGGCAGUUUAUUGGUGGUUAGUCAACGAAUGAUAGCUGAUGAUUCGGCGGGAUUUGGAUAUUCGGACAGGCCAUGGCAGAGGGAAAAUUGAUGUGAACAAAUAAAAUGGUUCGUCUUUUUGAUCAAAAUGAUUUUUUUUUUAAUACAA
Bradysia coprophila is the source of this 4189-nucleotide messenger RNA. RefSeq lists its product as uncharacterized. The record is from RefSeq and is a predicted model, not a curated record. Lineage: Eukaryota; Metazoa; Arthropoda; Insecta; Diptera; Sciaridae.